AUGGAGAACGCACGUUGUAACAUAGAGUUAAAUAAUAACAGAUUUGUACAGGCCAAAGAAUGGAAAGACCAAAUCAGAAUUAAUGUGCGAGAAUGGGAGCUGAAAGACGGAAAAAACUUGGAUUACAACCAUAUCACAGCCAUAGAAGAGUAUGCCUUCUCUGGAUUAAACAACCUGGCUGAGUUAUACUUGAGCGGAAAUGGACUGACAUUCAUAGCAAAUACUAGCUUCCUUGAUCUGCAUUCGCUUCAAAUACUUGACUUGAGUUACAACAAAUUAAGUUCUCUACCUCCAGGACUGUUUGAUACUUUGGAAUCUUUGGUUGAACUAAAUUUAGAAAACAACUUGUUGUCAAGUAUACCUGAAUACGCUUUGACACAUCUACAGAGUAUUCAGACAUUAACCUUAAGUCACCAAGCUAUAACAACUAUCCACACAAAUGCAUUCAGGGGACUUCGAAAUCUAAAAAACAUUGAUUUGUCUUUUAACAAGAUAACUAGCAUUCAGCAAAGGUUGUUUGAAGACCAACAGCGCCUUCAAAUACUGAAUUUAGGAACCAACUCAAUAGCUGAAAUUAAAGAUUUUGCUUUUUCGAAUUUGUCAUCUCUUAAUAGCCUAGACAUACGAGUUAACAAGAUCACACAAAUAACACAAUAUAUGUUUUAUGGUUUAGAAAAUUUACGUCAGUUGGAGAUGCGUUUCAAUCAAAUAUCAGACAUUCAUGCAGAAGGAUUUUUCAGUUUAUCUUAUCUUCAAAGAAUGUAA
Mytilus trossulus (common blue mussel) is the source of this 765-nucleotide messenger RNA. RefSeq names its product carboxypeptidase N subunit 2-like. The coding region runs from base 1 to 765 and encodes 254 amino acids. Gene Ontology annotation, molecular function: protein binding. The record is from RefSeq and is a predicted model, not a curated record. NCBI's taxonomy places the organism in Eukaryota, Metazoa, Mollusca, Bivalvia, Mytilida, Mytilidae. The transcript is spliced from 10 exons.